Galeopterus variegatus (Sunda flying lemur) is the source of this 2058-nucleotide messenger RNA. It is a transcript of the gene CCKBR, whose product is annotated as cholecystokinin B receptor. The transcript has 5 exons. Lineage: Eukaryota; Metazoa; Chordata; Mammalia; Dermoptera; Cynocephalidae. Gene Ontology annotation, cellular component: plasma membrane. Gene Ontology annotation, molecular function: cholecystokinin receptor activity; gastrin receptor activity. The coding region runs from base 113 to 1453 and encodes 446 amino acids. The record is from RefSeq and is a predicted model, not a curated record. Gene Ontology annotation, biological process: phospholipase C-activating G protein-coupled receptor signaling pathway.
CGGGCGGGAGGUGGGGGCGGGAGCCUGAGCAGGAAUCUCGGAGCGGGCAGGUGGAGCCGUGGCGGGAGCCCGCCGGGCCGAGCUGAGUGAGGCAGCGGGCUCGGCGGGACCGAUGGAGCUCCUGAAGCUGAACCGGAGCGUGCAGGGAUCCGGACCUGGGCCGGGGGCGUCCCUGUGCCGCGCGGGUGGCCCCUUCCUCAACAGCAGCAGUACUGGCAACCUCAGCUGCGAGUCCCCUCGCAUCCGCGGAGCCGGGACACGAGAACUGGAGCUGGCCGUUAGAGUCACCCUGUAUGCAGUGAUCUUUUUGAUGAGUGUUGGAGGAAAUGUGCUCAUCAUCGUGGUGCUGGGACUGAGCCGCCGCCUGAGGACUGUCACCAAUGCCUUCCUGCUCUCACUGGCAGUCAGCGACCUCCUGCUGGCUGUGGCUUGCAUGCCCUUCACCCUCCUGCCCAAUCUCAUGGGCACAUUCAUCUUUGGCACAGUCAUCUGCAAGGCGAUUUCCUACCUCAUGGGGGUGUCUGUGAGUGUGUCCACGCUAAGUCUCGUAGCCAUCGCCCUGGAACGGUACAGCGCCAUCUGUCGACCACUGCAGGCGCGUGUGUGGCAGACUCGCUCCCACGCGGCUCGUGUGAUCGUAGCCACGUGGCUGCUGUCCGGACUGCUCAUGGUGCCCUACCCUGUGUACACCGUCGUGCAACCAGUGGGGCCCCGUGUGCUGCAGUGUGUGCAUCGCUGGCCCAGUGCACGGGUCAGCCAGACUUGGUCGGUACUGCUGCUCCUGCUCUUGUUCUUCGUCCCGGGUGUAGUUAUGGCCGUGGCCUAUGGGCUUAUCUCCCGCGAGCUUUACUUAGGACUUCGCUUUGACGGUGACAGUGACAGCGAGAGCCAAAGCCGGGUCCGAAGCCAAGGUCCUGUCCAGCAGAAUGGGCGUUGCCGGCCCGAGACUGGCCUGAGUGGUGAGGACAGCGACGGCUGCUACGUGCAACUUCCACGUCUUUCCCGGCCCGCGCUGGAGCUGUCGGCGCUGACGGCCCCCACUCCUGUGCUAGGCCCCGGCCCCCGGCCCACCCAGGCCAAGCUGCUGGCUAAGAAGCGCGUGGUGCGAAUGUUGCUGGUAAUCGUUGUGCUCUUUUUCCUGUGUUGGCUGCCAGUGUACAGCGCCAACACGUGGCGCGCCUUUGAUGGCCCAGGUGCACACCGCGCACUCUCCGGUGCCCCGAUCUCCUUCAUUCACUUGCUGAGCUAUGCCUCGGCCUGUGUCAACCCUCUGGUCUACUGCUUCAUGCACCGGCGCUUUCGCCAGGCCUGCCUGGACACGUGCGCCCGCUGCUGUCCACGGCCUCCACGAGCUCGCCCCAGGCCUCUUCCAGAGGAGGACCCUCCCACCCCCUCCAUUGCUUCACUGUCCAGGCUGAGCUACACCACCAUCAGCACACUGGGGCCCGGCUGAGGGGCAGAGGGUGAGUGGGGGCUGAGGCAGGACAGGCGAUAUCUACAAACAGGGACCCAACCUGUCGCACAAGAAGGUAGACCACAACUAACACAAGACUGACAGCUAAGAGCACGGACUAACCUGAACACACAGAAAAAGGUAGCUUACCUGACACACAGAAAACAAGAACGUUGUUCUACAAAGGAAAGGAGGCACACUGCUGAUGUAGGACAGAGCCCCACCCAUAGAAACAUACCACUGACUUCGGACAGACACAGACACAGCAUCCCUGGUAGUGAACUAUCCCUACACAGUGGGAACCCGACAAAGGCUGACCUGCCCCUCAUACACAUACUUUAAUGGCACUGAUUCUUUUAGGGUCUGUGGAGCCUGGCACAGGACUGACUCCUGGGAUGCUCUGUGCUAUCCCAGUUUGACCUCACAAUGCCCUUCCCCAACCAGCACUGAAAAUACCAACAGGCCUAAUCUCACAUCUCCCUGACCAACAGGCUGUUUUACACUAAAGACUUCCUUCAUCCCUUUCUGGUUAAGGACUGCAGCCCUGCCCCUCCUUCCUCACCCAUCCUCUUUAAGAAAUAAUAAAUGACUUGGCUUCCUCCUGA